CGGCGUGGGUCUGGCGCUGGGGAACCUGGCGCGUGCGUAGCUGGCCUGUGGUGGCUCCAGGCGCGAGGCGAUGCUGACCCCCGCGUUCGAGCUGAGCCAAGACCGCGACUUCCUCACGGUCGCCAUCCGCGUGCCGCACGCGCGCGCCUCCGAGUUCGACGUGUACUUCGAGGGGGUGGACUUCAAGUUCUACGCCAAGCCCUACUUUCUGAGAUUAACGCUUCCUGGAAGGAUUGUGGAAAAUGGAAGUGAGCAGGGGUCCUAUGAUGUGGAUAAAGGAAUUUUUACCAUUCGAUUGCCCAAGGAAACUCCUGGUCAGCAUUUUGAGGGGCUGAACAUGUUAACUGCUCUUCUGGCACCAAGAAAAUCGAGGUCUGCCAAACCACUUGUGGAAGAAAUAGGUUCUUCUGGAGUUUCUGAGGAAGGAGCUGAUGAUGAGGAUGCAGACUUUGACUGGGAAAUCGAGCAGACUCCCUAUGAAGAGGUCUCAGAAAGCGCUCUACAAUCACAGUGUCACUAUGGAUUUGGAAACCUGCGAGCAGGUGUGGUUCAGCGGUUACAGGAUGAACUGAGCGAGGUUAUUGAUAUUAAGGAUCCAGAUUUCACUCCUGUGACUGAACGAAGGCAGAAACGCCUGGCUGCUGAGCUGGCCAAAUUUGACCCAGAUCAUUAUCUAGCUGACUUCUUUGAAGAUGAGGCAGUCGAACAGAUUUUGAAGUACAAUCCUUGGUGGAAUGAUGCACAUGCAAAAAUGAUGGCCUCUUUGGGAAAGAGCCAAGAACAAGGAGAUGAUGCUGCAUUAGUGUCUUUUUCAGAUGAGGAAAAAUAUCAGCUACGAAAAUUUGUAAAUAAGUCUUACCUGCUGGACAAGACAGCUCACCGUCAAGUGUACUACAGUUUAGUUGACAUCCUUCUGGCCUAUUGCUAUGAAGUACGUGUCACUGAAGGAGAUCACAAUGUCGAGUCUGCGUGGACUAUCAGAAAGCUGAGCCCAACUCUCUGCUGGUUUGAGACUUGGACAGACGUUCCUGAAAUCCUGGUGUCUUUUGGAAGGAGAGUUUUGUGCUAUCCACUUUAUCGUCAUUUCAAGCUGGUGAUGAAAGCCUACAGAGACACCAUAAAGAUACUGCAGCUAGGUAAGAGUGCAGUUUUAAAAUGUCUUCUGGAUGUUCACAAAAUCUUUCAGGAAAAUGACCCAGCCUAUAUUUUGAAUGAUCUCUACAUCUCAGACUACUGUGUAUGGAUUCAGAAGGCCAAGUCCAAAAAGUUGACUGCCCUUGCGGACGCCUUGAAAGCAGUCUCCCUCAGCAAGGCCCAGCUGGGACUGGAGCUGCAAGAACUGGAAGCUGCCGCACUUCUUGUGCAGGAGGAAGAAGCUGCUGGAAAGGCAGCUCCGUGCGGCCCCGGGCAGCCGGCUGCAGGCUCCAGUCCUGAGCCCAGUGACUCGGAUAGCACCACAUCGUCUGACACGGAAGACUCAGCUUCAGAGCAAGAGGAGCUUGUUGGACCUCAGGCCUCACUGCUCACUUCUCUGGAAGCAGACAGCACCCUGCUCAUUCAGGAUAGAGAGCUUUGCAGACACGGGGCCAGCCAGGGGUGUGACAUCAGUCAAGGGCAGACACUGGUCUCUGCCCGGGCUCCUCUGAUAGAGGAAGUUGGAGAAGAUCUGAGGACCGUGCUUCAGGUUUCCACACCUGGUGAUGAUGCUGGGAGCCACAGCUGUAUGCAGGAUGGAGAGGGGAGGGGACAAGAGCCUCGUGAUUGACUCAAUGGUUGGCUCGUUAGUGGCUGCUCUCAUGUAGGCAUGGACUUUCUCAUUUCCACUGUGUACUUUUUCCCUUGUCUAUAGAGGAUAGUGCUUUUUAGUGAGCUAACAGUUAUACCUUUAAUUUUUAUACCUUACAACUUAAAAAAUAAAACCUAAAGGAUUCUUUCCAAGGUGCAAGUAAUAUUUUAAAAUGAAGACCAAAGUUCUACUAGGAAAAGGUCUAGACAGUGAUUCCCAACCUCCCUACUGCUGCGACCCUCAUGUAGUCCUGUGCGUUGUGGUGACCCCAGCCAUGAAACUUUUCUGUUGCUACUUCAUUACUGUAAUUUUGCUACUGUUCUGAAUCGCAGAAUAAAUACCUGAUAUGCAUUCUACCUGCUCUUCAGCCCCAAAGGGGUCGAGACCCAUAGGUUGAGAAGUGCUGCUCUAGCCGUAGCGGCACAGCUGACAGGCAGCACUCACAUUUCAGCUGUGCACUGGGCGAGAUACUAACGUGAGCACACCGGUGAAAUGCUCACUGCGACCAGGGUGGUGAAUUUCCCCCUCAGCUCCAGCUGUCUUUGGACCAUUUGACAUCCUUUCUCCCAGCCAGAUGCCACCCACCUGUGUCCCCUGAGCGACAUCCCGGAGCGCCCACUGAUCUGCUGUGUCAUAGCCCGGUAGCUUGCACUGCCUGCACCGCACAGAAAGCAGAGCAUGCAGUGUGCUCCUUGCUCGGGCUCCUCUCACAUAAUUGCUGAGAUCGAUGUGUGUGCCGUUGUAUGCCGAGUCUCAUGUGUCGUCUUCUCAGUGCGGAGACCGUUUCUUGGGAUGGAUUUGUCCAUUCACCCGCUGUUCAACUUGUGAGUUGCUGCCAGUGUUUGGACUCUGAAUAAAGCCAUGUGAGCAUUUGG
Messenger RNA from Microtus oregoni (creeping vole), 2661 nucleotides. RefSeq names its product SHQ1, H/ACA ribonucleoprotein assembly factor (gene Shq1). The record is from RefSeq and is a predicted model, not a curated record. NCBI's taxonomy places the organism in Eukaryota, Metazoa, Chordata, Mammalia, Rodentia, Cricetidae. Gene Ontology annotation, biological process: box H/ACA snoRNP assembly. The transcript is spliced from 11 exons. Gene Ontology annotation, cellular component: nucleoplasm; cytoplasm. The coding region runs from base 71 to 1765 and encodes 564 amino acids.